Cryptotermes secundus is the source of this 5772-nucleotide messenger RNA. RefSeq names its product zinc finger and SCAN domain-containing protein 2. The record is from RefSeq and is a predicted model, not a curated record. Lineage: Eukaryota; Metazoa; Arthropoda; Insecta; Blattodea; Kalotermitidae. Bases 141 to 3263 code for a protein of 1040 amino acids. Gene Ontology annotation, molecular function: DNA-binding transcription repressor activity, RNA polymerase II-specific. Gene Ontology annotation, biological process: negative regulation of transcription by RNA polymerase II. The transcript has 4 exons.
GAGGCAUUGUUGUCAUAUUUUCUACGAAGCUCCUAUGCAUUCUAAUUAUUUGUUAUUAUUUAGCAAUGUUAUCGGUCCAAGAGUUGUAGAAAAUUGUUCCAGAGGGUAAGGAUAAUGUAUUUAAGAAUGAAUGAACUUCAAUGAAUGGAGUUUUGCCCAGACAGAAAGUAACUUAUGAAAUGGAUGACUCUGGGCGAUCACAAGAACUCCUUGAGAGUGUGGAAAUAGUAACUCAAAUGCGAACAGAUGUAGUGAAAUUAAACCCAACUAAUACAGGGAAAGGUGAUGAGGAUGGAGAGCCACCCCCUGAACUAAUAAAUGCUCAAUAUAUCAAUAUACAUCGUGUGCCAGAAACUCUGAGCAAGGGACUGGUGGACUCAGGAUCAUCAGCCUCUCAGGCUUUGAUGAGUGGUGAACUGAUGCAACACCAUGUUGUGCAUGGCAGCAUGGUUGUUGACAUGAUGGUUCCUCCACCACCGCCACCUCCAGAUUUCUCUGACCACAGCCCCUUGGAUCGUACCACACUUCCACAGUACAUACCUGAACAUUAUGAUGCAGAUGAUGAUCUCCUGACUCAUGAUUUAACAGAGGAAGAUCGACGGUUGGCAGCAGCAUUAGUUGCUGUUCAACUGGUUCAGCAACAAAAGCAGCAACAUCAUCACUCAGUAGUUACUUCAGAGCCAAAUGUAAUUGUUAGUCCAGGGGUGUUACCAGGUCUCAUAACCACCACUGGCCACCUUGGAGCCAAAGUCCAGGUACCUGUGUCUAUAGGAGAUCAUCAUCAUAUGACAACCAUGACACCCAUGUCACCAGUCACAGGAGUGCCAGUGGACAAGCCAGCAAUGGCUGCUAUGGUGUCUAGUUACAUACAAGCUGUGGAAGAAGAAGCAGCCGCUGCAGCGAAUAGUGCACAACAGCAACUUUUGGACCAUCAUCAGGGAGACGGAAUCAUGAAGAUGUAUCAGCCUCAAAACCAACACCAAGAAAUGAGGUUACCUCCAUUGCCCCCUCUUAAGAAAGUGCUUUCAAGUCAAUCCAUGGCUGUCAGGAGUCGCUAUGUCCGGCCUCAUCUUCAGGAUCUGUCACAACAGCAGGAGGUGAUUCAACAAGGAACAGAUCUGGGAAAUCGGUUGCAGCCGUCUCAGCAAGAGCAACAACAACCCGUGUUAAUAGAUCAGGUGUCUGGAACUGCUGCUGAAGAUGAUGAUGGUCUGAAAGAAGAGUAUGAUGUGAAAAGUGAAGGUUUGGAAGAUUAUUUAGGUGAUGACAGUGAUGAACCUUUUCAAGAUGAUAAUGAUUCUGACUAUGAUGUUGAAAGUGAUUUAAGACCAUCUAGAAAAAGUCUCCCACAUAAAAAACGCAUUCCACGUAAGCUGAAAAAUCUAAAGAAGUCGGCCUCACCUUCCAGAAGUAUUCACACCAAAUGUUAUAAAUGUAUCAAAUGUGGGGAACAGUUUGGCAGCCAGUCUGCAUAUACUACACACCGUCUCACUCACAGCACCAAUAAGAAAAUGUUCAGUUGUGAACUCUGUGGAAAAUCUUUUGGCAACCAGCUUAAAUUCUUUGAGCAUCUGAAAUCUCAUUAUGAGCCCACAGUAUCUACUGGAAUUGCACAACCUAGUCCAAUAGCAAUCUCCAGUAACAAUAAAGAAAAAAGUGCACCCAUGAAAGAAGAAUCAGAGGUGAAGGAAGAGAGGGAAAACAAACAACCUGCAGCAGCUCCAACUGUAGGAGCAAUUCCACCUCCCCUUACUUGUAACCAAUGUGGCAAAACUUUCCGACGUCAAAAGGCCUUUGAAACUCAUGUAAAUCUAGCUCAUCCAAAACAAGAGGAGAUUGAAGAGUUUAGCGAACCUGAGGAUCUAAUGGAAGGCAUCAGAGGAGUUGUUGAUGUUGGGGGUGUGGAUACAGGUGAUGAGGCAGAUAUGGAGUACAUCCCAUCACCACCUGUUGUCAGGGGUUUGAAGAAUAACAAUGACAAGGAAUGGUAUCGUGAAGAAGAUUUACAUGCUGCAGAAGCUGAUCUUCAAGAAAUAGAAGAGCAACAGCAUCAACAGCAACAACACCAGCAUCACCAUCACCAUCACCCUCAUCUCCAUCACCAGCAUCUGGAUGAACCUGACAACAUAUGUGAGUUAUGUGGGGAUGUGUAUGAGACCAAAGCACAGUUGGAACAGCAUGUUCGAACAGAUCACUUAGAAUUUACACCAGAUCCAGGAGGUAGGGAUGAAAUGUUAUUAUCCCCAAAGAGACGAUUACCUGGGAAAAGAACCCGGAGAGCAGGACUUCAUCUUACAUGUCCUCAGUGUGGUCGAAUGUUUAAUCACCGUAACUCCCUUGUUUAUCAUCUUCGAAGUCAUUCAGGUGAACGUCCCCACCAAUGUGAAGUUUGUGGAAAGAGUUUUUUUGCAGCAAGUGCAUUGAAGGUACAUAUGCGUCUGCAUUCUGGUGAUAAACCUUAUAAAUGUGAGUUCUGUGGCCGACAUUUUCGUCAGUGGGGAGACCUCAAAUACCACUGUAUUUCAAUUCAUUCAGAGGAGAAAAACUAUCAGUGUGAGUACUGUGGAAAAGACUUUGCUCGCAAGUACUCACUCAUAGUUCAUCGUCGCAUCCAUACUGGGGAGAAGAACUAUAAAUGCGAAUUUUGUGGCAAGAGCUUCCGUGCCUCAUCCUAUCUCCAGAACCACCGUAGGAUACACACAGGUGAAAAACCUCACCCGUGUGAAGUGUGUGGAAAACCUUUCCGUGUCCGCUCCGACAUGAAGCGCCAUCUCAACACGCACAACCGUGAUAGGCACCGUGGAAGUAAUGGCAGUUCUGUUACCACAUCAUCUGGUAGUGGUAGUGAUAUCCAUCACAACAUGCUUCAUGGGCAACCAAAAUUGGAAGAGCAUGACCCAGAAUUGGAUCCUGAUCACCUGGAUGCUCCUGGCAGCCUUCCUCCCAACCACACGAUUUCUGUGGAACACCAAAACAUCUCUGAUCUCAACCCUGUCACAGAAAUCACCAUUCAGCAAGAAGGUGCGGGACCAGAGAGUAUCUUACCAGAUGAAAGUCUGGGAGAUCCAGGAGUUGACCAGCAACCAAUCAACCUCAAUAUUGCAGUGCCAGCUGUGGCAACAAGACAGUCCCAUACACAUCACCAGUUGUCAGCAGCUGCACAGGCAGUGUCUGAAGAAGUACUGCAUUAUACACGGGACCCAUUAGAAAGUGUGCGAGAUGGAAGUAGUACUCUUUAUGUGUGGCCAAUCUAUAUGACAUAGCUUGUGUGUUUUUGCUGAACACCAGUGGUUGUGUUAAAAAUGAGGUUUACUUUUAUUUGCAUAAUUGUUACAAAGUAUCACCUAAGUACAGUCUCUAAUCCCAACAAUUUGGUGCCAAUCGUUUGGGACAGACUGAUUCAGAUAGCUCUCUCUUUUCAGGGGGAAGGGAGAGAUAGGAUUAUCUGAGGCAAUAAUUAAUAUGUAUAUAAUACCCCUUAGUUCCAUCUUAUUUCUACUGUUCAGCGCUUUACCAGUCUUUAACAUAAACUAUCAAUCCUAUGCUGUGAAGCUAUUUCAUUCUUUCCUCCAAAUGGCUCUUACUUUUUUAUACUCUGAAAUGCAGUCUUCCUUUAUUACGGGGAGAUAUGUAAAAUUCAAUAUUGUUCAGUUUUAGUUUAAUACUCAGUUGUAUUGUAAUGAAAUUUUGUAUGAUGAAUAUUUGAAAGUAUGUCAAUUGACAAUGAACAUAUCUGAUUAAUUCAUUUACAGAUUCAUGACAUAUUUGUAAUUUAUCAUAUUAUAUUUUAUGCGGACUACACAUCCAUCUUCUUUAUUAAGUCACAGAGUGUGUUUGGCAGUUAAAUUCAAUACAUGUACUAUAAUUAAGGCGGAAUGUACAUAAUAUUUUUUACUUUAUAGAAACCAUUUUAUCGCAUCACACGUGUUAAAAUUACUGAAGUACAAUUACCAAAAGGGAUGAUGAACUGGAUUUGCUGAAGCUAAGAACUGUUCAGUUCAUACCAUAGUAUGUAUCUUGUCUGCUUGCAGAUAAUGCAAAUUGUGAUGUAUUAAAUUUGUUCUUUGUAUAUUUGAGACUGAUAUUGAUAGUUCCCAUUGUUUAAUGACAAUGAUUAUUGAGUGCUGUAUGCCUAUUUUUAUUAUUGCAACAGUACAGUUAAGAAUGUUUGCAAUAAUUAAGUUUUAGAGACAUUACUAUUUUUUUCUCUUUCUCCAAUGAAUGGCCUUAUCAUAUUUUAUAUUCUCAGAUAAAAGUUAAGUGUAACAAGUUUUGUAGUUAUCAAGACAAGUCAUUUGUUGAAGUCACUGGACUGAACUUUACAGGAUAAUUCAUAUGUAUCUGUUAUUAAAGCAAGAAUAGAUAUGACUGAAAAAUUAGAACCAACACUGUUUUUCAUAGAGCAAUGCCAUCAUCUCUUAACUAACUGUUUGAAGAGAGGGUUGUGCAAACAUGUGAUAACUCAUACAUUGUUAGGAAGACUGAAAUUUAGUACAUUGUCAAAGGGAACUUUUGAGUUGCACAAAUGAAAUGUCCGGUCUAUGUUAACUAGUGAAAUCUUUUUGAGAAGACAAAUGAUAUUACCAUCUUUUCAUCAAAGUUUCUGUUAUUGAGCUUUGUUAAAAUAUGGGUAAGACAAGAAUGAGAACUCAUAAGAAGGGGGCCAAAAUAUAUAAAAAUGUUAAAAAAUACUGUAAUUAGAUUUUUGGAGCACACAGUGAUUGGUUUCUGCCUGUCUUUGUGCAUCUUGAAUUGCAGGUGUCAUUCUUAUCUGACCUAUUUGUUAAGAUUGUUGUGUUUUCAGUAUGUUAUUCCAUGCUUUUAGUUGUGCUGUAAUUUCAUUCCGAGUUCAGAAUUUGCCCAUGUCACAUGUGAUAUCAAGUAAUAUGUUUUGUUGAUGAAUGCAGUUGCAAUUAGCUUGGAUAGCACAAUCAUUAAAAUGACUAUCCAUGAGCUGGAUGACUGGUGUUUGAUUCUUGGAAAGGGCAGGGUGUUUGCCCUUUGCUACAACGUCCAGACAAGCUGUGGGGUCCAUCCAGUUUCUUUCCAGUGAUUACUGGGAGCUGUUUACCCCGAAGGCAAAAAACAGUUGGCACAUAAAGCAGACAUUGACCUUUGUCUAGUUCUAAGGGUAACAAUUCUUGGAACUUCGUGACAUGGUGCAUAAGGGACAGCUUUAACUCCCCAAACAUUCUGACAUUUAUUUUGGUCCACAUUAAACUGUUCUGACACUAUGUAAGAUUUGAGGCUUCUGACACUAGUUCUGACACUAAUUUGGCAGACACUUAUUUGAGCCUAAGGUGAUUAAGUGUGGAUGUUUCCACAGAAUCAUUACAUACUACAGUUUGGUCUGUGAUUUCAUGUGUAAUAACACAUAUCAGCUCUGAUACCAUCAAUGUUUGUAUCACUGGCAGUACUAUCCAAACUAUUGUAACCCCUGGGAUCAGAACAGUUUUCUCCCUAAACACUGCUCACAGUUAUAAAUGUAUUGAAGCACUGGAAACUUGCUUAGCUACAAGAUUCUUAAUUAUACAACAUUGUUCAGGUACACAUUUGCCUCCUGUAUUGUUGCCUUGAAUAACAGUAAGAGCUACUGAAUGUUAACCUUUAAGAGCCUAACGACACCGUAUGGAGACCUUUUAAAGUGUAGCCGAGUGGCUGUGUGACACCAUAUGGGUACACGCAGUCCACGCAUGUGCACAGUGUUUUAAAAUCUAAUUUUAAGACAGAAAUUCUUGUUCUACUUACAUUAUUUUUCGGCACCCGCUUUAU